AUGUUUUCCAUCUUCAACCCCCCAAGCGCCACUCCUCCCCCUCAACCCCCAUCAAAAGUGCUCCGCAUCCUCAUCACAGGCUCCCACGAGGGCAUCGGCCUCCAGACCGCCCGCCGCCUCAUCACCUCCGGGCAUUCCGUAACCCUGCACGCGCCCGACGAAACCCGCGCAUCCGCGCUCCACGCCGCGUGUCCCGGAGCCGAAGAAAUCCUCAUCGCGGACCUGCGUAAUCUCAGCGAAAUGAAAAAACUCGCGGGGGAAGCGAACGAGAAAGGCGCCUACGACGCCGUGCUGCACGACGCGGGGAUCAAUUUCUCCUCCGAAACGACGAGCGAGGGCGUCAGCGAUGUGUUUGCGGUUAAUACCCUCGCGCCGUACGUUUUGACGUGUUUGAUGGAGAAGCCGAGGGGGAGGAUGUUGUAUAUGGCCCGCGAGAGUCAAUAUUCCAGCGCCGGCGGCGAGGCAGAGCAUUCGGAUUCCAGUGGGAAGUUACAUGCGAGUAUGCUCGCGCCGGCUCUCGCGCGGAGGUUUCCGGACGUGCAGGUCGUGGGUGUGGAUCCGCAGUGGGUGUGGAGGGAGAUGGGGAGCAGUUUUGCGUUUGAUAGUCUGCGGAGGCCGGUGAGGAUGUUGGCGGAAUGGGCGGUUGAGGAGGGGAAGUGGGGGCGGGUGAAGGGGGGGAAUUUCUUUGCGACGGAGGAGAAGGGACGGGUUGGGGCUGAGAAUGAGAGGGAGGAGAAGGAGGAGGUGGAGAAGCAGGAGGCGUUGUUGAGGAUCUGUAGGGAGGUGAGUGGUGUUGCGGUGCCCGGGGAGUAG
Messenger RNA from Lecanosticta acicola, 813 nucleotides. Lineage: Eukaryota; Fungi; Ascomycota; Dothideomycetes; Mycosphaerellales; Mycosphaerellaceae. The record is from the annotation of a GenBank genome assembly.